UGCGCGGCGCUGGCGGAGAGUUGUCGGCUGGGAAAUGGCGGCUGCGGGCUUAUUAGCUGUUGCAGCGGCAGCGGAGUACUCCGGCCCAGUAGCGUCCGGAGGUAACCUCUCCGGUGUUAACUGCGGCCCAAGCCCUGGGGCAGGCCCUGGUCCUGGCCCAGGCUCGUGGAGCCGCUCUCUCGAUCGAGCCCUGGAGGAGGCGGCGGUAACCGGGGUGCUGAGCCUGAGCGGCCGGAAACUGAGGGAGUUUCCCCGGGGAGCGGCCAACCACGACCUGACGGACACCACCCGGGCGGACCUGUCACGAAAUCGCCUCUCAGAAAUUCCUUUAGAAGCAUGUCACUUCGUUUCUCUUGAAAGUCUCAACUUGUACCAAAAUUGCAUUCGAUAUAUCCCAGAGGCAAUUCUAAACCUACAAGCUCUAACAUUCUUAAAUAUUAGUCGGAACCAACUGUCAACAUUGCCAGUACACUUGUGUAAUUUGCCAUUGAAAGUCUUAAUUGCAAGUAAUAACAAACUGGUCUCUCUUCCGGAAGAAAUUGGACACCUCAGACAUUUGACAGAACUUGAUGUGAGCUGCAAUGAAAUUCAAACUAUACCUUGCCAAAUUGGUAAUCUGGAGGCCUUGAGAGACCUUAAUGUAAGAAGAAAUCACUUACUACAUUUGCCUGAAGAGCUGGCAGAGUUGCCUUUGAUACGGUUAGACUUCUCCUGCAAUAAAAUUACAACAAUCCCUGUUUGUUAUCGGAACCUCAGGCACCUACAGAUGAUCACCCUAGAUAACAAUCCACUACAGUCACCUCCUGCACAGAUAUGUAUAAAAGGCAAAAUCCACAUAUUUAAAUACCUGAACAUACAAGCUUGUAAGAUUGCUCCAGAUCUGCCAGAUUAUGAUAGGAGACCCUUGGGUUUUGGCUCCUGCCAUGAAGAACUAUACUCAAGUCGCCCUUAUGGAGCCCUUGAUUCAGGUUUCAAUAGUGUGGACAGUGGUGAUAAGAGAUGGUCAGGGAAUGAACCUACAGAUGAAUUUUCAGAUCUGCCUCUUAGAGUAGCAGAGAUUACUAAAGAGCAAAGACUACGAAGAGAAAGCCAGUACCAAGAGAAUCGCAACAGUUUAGUAGUAACAAAUGGUGGAGUGGAACAUGAUCUGGAGCAGAUUGACUACAUUGACAGCUGUACUGCAGAAGAAGAAGAGGAGGAGGUGAGACAGCCCAAGGGCCUGGACUCAGACAGCCUUAGUUCACAGUUUAUGGCAUAUAUUGAACAACGGCGAAUCUCUCAUGAGGGAACACCAGUAAAGCCUGUAGCCAUCAGAGAGUUUCAAAAAACAGAAGAUAUGAGAAGAUACUCACAUCAAAACAGGGUUCCAGUUGAGCCAUCUUCUCUCUUGUCACUAUCACCAAGUCACAAUCAGUUAGCACAUAAAGACUUGGAACUUCAUCAGAGAAGAGAACAAUUAGUAGAGCGUGCUCGGAGAGAGGCACAGCUUGCUGCCCUACAGUAUGAGGAGGAGAAAAUAAGGACCAAGCAGAUUCAGAGAGAUGCUGUCCUGGACUUUGUCAAACAAAAAGCAUCACAAAGUCCACAGAAACAACAGCCCCUCCUGGACGGUGAGUGUCCCUUCCCAUCCAGAAGGUCUCAGCACACUGAUGAUAGUGCCUUGUUAGUGUCGCUGUCAGGGUUGAAUCAAGUGGGCUGUGCUGCUAUGCUGCCUCAUUCUUCUGCCUUCACACCUCUUAAGAAUGAUGACAGAGCUAAUGCUAUAUCUUCACCUACAACACAAACAGUUCAUCAUUCCCCUGCAUAUUCUUUUCCUGCUGCUGUCCAGAGAAAUCAGCCCCAGUGCCCCGAAAGCUUCCUUUUCCGAGCAGCUGUCAGGGCAGAAACAAAUAAAGGUCAUGCUUCACCCCUUCUUGCAUCUUCUGCACCUACCACUGAUUCUAUAGACCCCCUAAUAAGACAGAAUUCAAGACAGAGAGAGGAAGAGCUGGAAUUAAUAGAUCAGCUACGGAAACAUAUUGAGUACCGGUUGAAAGUAUCUCUGCCUUGUGAUCUUGGAGCAGCUCUAACCGACGGUGUUGUUCUUUGCCAUUUGGCCAAUCAUGUGCGACCUCGAUCAGUCCCAAGCAUUCAUGUUCCCUCACCAGCUGUGGUCAGGAAGAAGUUUGCUGACCCCCUGCUCUACAGCAUUCCUAAAUUAACAAUGGCAAAAUGCAGGCGAAAUGUGGAGAAUUUCCUAGAAGCUUGCAGAAAAAUUGGUGUACCUCAGGACAAUCUUUGUUCCCCUUCUGACAUCCUUCAGCUAAACCUCAGCGUUAAAAGAACUGUUGAAACACUACUUUCUCUUGGGGCACAUUCAGAAGAAUCCAGUUUUGUCUCUCUGUCUCUCCAACUUUUGGGUUUUGUGGCAUUUUACUGCACUUUGAUGUUAACUCUCUGUAUGCUUUAUUACUGGAUCUUCCCCCUCUAGCUGAAAGAUUGCAUUCCAGUGAUUUUCCACCUCAUUCCUGUGCUUGGUAAAGGAGGUUUGUUUCUUAUCAGAAUUAUUUACAUAUGUGCUUUUUUCCUCCCUGGCCAUCAAAGAGUUAACCAAUAAAGUACAUAAAUCCGUUCCUUAUAGGUACAGAUGGGCAGCCCAUCACAUUAGUAAACAUUUAUGAUUGCUUACAAAGAGUAAAAAACCAGCGUUUUUUCUCCUGGUCAUUCAUUCAUUUUCCUGGCCUGUGGCUUUGUUUAUCUUAUGAUAAAUGCUGAAGCAUUUUUACUAAUAUAAUCCUGAACUUGUUCUUAGAAAAUGACAUGUAGAACUUUAUUUCAAAGUGACACAGUAAAACCCCCACCUGGCCAUUUUUCCAUGCCUCAACACAACAAAAGUGUUGAAAUUGUAAGUUGCUGAAUGUUUUCAACAGCUGCUUAUAAGGAAAAUAGUUGUGCCUUUUUUGGUUUAGGGGGUAACUGGUCACUUAGAUUUCUCCAUUGAACUGUGUCCUGCAAUACUGAGUUCUUCCUUUAAUUGGUAGGCACGGGUCCAUCUACGCAUUUGUUGUCUAGAUGUUUGGAAGGUAUUGGCCAUUUAAUCUUAAUAAUUUUAAUUUGGUCAGAAUGUUCAAAGAUCCUGUAGGUUCCCUAGACUGCUAUUCUGAGCCCAAUGUAUAUAUUUAAAAUAAUACACAGCAAGCAAGCGAUUUGGAGCUGACUUUUCAGGGUAGGUACCGGGCCACAUUUACUAUGUUUGUUAUAUUCAACUGAGACUCACUUCUAGAAUUCUAUUUAAAAUUGUAAUUUAUGUCAUUUUAAAUAUAUUCAAACCAUCUUAAUAGAUGAACUUGUAUUUUAUAUGCUGUUACGAUAUUAGCAGGUAAAGUAUUAGGCAGCAGUCUCUGUUCUGUACUAGAGACAAUGUUGUCUGUCUCUUUCAGAAUGCUUAGUAAUUUAGCUGCUGGACAUUAAUGCAUGAAACUACUUCUAAUUGCAGUCAGAUUCUAGUUCUCAUAAAUGGUGUUUCUGAACAUUCAGGAAUCUUCUAAACUGUUAACAAUUGGACAAUUGAACUCAAGUAUGAAGGGAGAUGGCAGUGAACAUAAUAUCCUGUUGUAGAAUUCAGCCUGAGGGUCUCAUUGCUUUGGUUUUCUUCCAUAUUAAAUGGGAUAGUUAUUUAACACAUUAAGGGACUAUUCCCUGUUAAUGUUAAAACACUAAACACUGUGAUGACGAAAACUCUGGUUUUCUAUAAUAGUAGUGCCUUCUAGCAUUUGGGAGUUUGGGUUUGUUGUAUUUUUAAGAUGUCUCUGAGUCCGUGAUCAUUCUCAGAGUUUUAUGGAGAUUUGUCCCUUUAAAAAAACACAAGCUUGUGUGCAGUUGAGAACACAAAGCAUGCCCUCUAACCCAGCUGGAAGGUAAAUGUACAUCUAGAAAGCAUAAGCCUCUGAGGAAUGUCUAAACCACUGGGUUACACAGGUCACAGGGCACUACUGAGAAGAGAUCAAGGAAUCGGCCUUGGAGAAAAUAUGUCUCUUCCAAGAGAAAAACACCAUGCAGAUUCAUUUUUAGUAUAGUUAAUCUAUAUUUGCAGUUAUACUCAACGUAUUUCUACAAAGUUGCUAGUUUUAUUAGAUCAAAAGAUCAGUUGCCUUGUUUUAUCAAAAUAAGAAUUAAAUAAAAAGAAGCACAAGUACCAAUAACUGCCUCAAAAAUAAAUACUUGUUAUAUUUUUCUUUUGUAACUGGUUUUAUAAAACUUCCUAGUGACAUAGUGAAUGCCAAUGAAAAAUAGAGAAAACCUAGUAUUGUCUCUACUAAAUAUGUAUAAUCUCUUUUUUAGUGGAACCAGAAUGCUACUUUCUGUUUGUGAGAGCAAUGUCUUUUCUUUCUGAAUAUUUAGUCUUAACAGAAAAACCAGUGAUGACUGUCAUUCUUAAGAUUUGCCCACCAAAAAAAUUAAAGGGGCACACAAGAUGGAUAUAUAUAACUUCCUUAAGCAAGCAUUGUAAAAGACUGUUCACAUAUUGGUAAUUAAGAUGUUCCUGAUUAAACUCAUGUAAUAGUUCUUUAGCAUAAUUCAAGCCAUUAAAUACCAGGAUAUGAAAUACUUUUUCAAAUACAAUUUCAUUUUAAUUCUGUAAUUCAGAUUUUUAACUAAUUUAAACAGGGCCUUCCGUGAAUUAUUCGGAGUAAGGGGAAGGUUUUUAAAUAUAUCUAAAUCUCAAGAGCUCAGGAUACACUGAGUUUCUUCCUGUGAUCCUUGUCUGGUCUGUGAACCUGGUUCUCAGAGUCAGGAUUGUAAUACAGAUUAUAAUACAUCUCUUCUCAUGCAGUCUGAGUUAUAUCAUGAAACCAUCUUGCAUUCCUGUGACAUGGAAUUUACAAAGUGCUUUCUCCUGAAAUGUUACAUCUUUCAGUCUUGAGCCAUUUGGUAUCUUGGAACUGUUUUUGUUUUUCACCUAUUUUAUAGAUCUGCAUCGGUCAUUUACUUAAAUCAAGGAUAAAGGAUGUUGCUUUCACUCCACAGUAUUCUGUUCUUCCUCUGUUUUAUGUAUAAAUGUAUACUACUUGUCAAAUUUCCAAUUUUCAAAAUGGUCUGUGUGUACUUUUAGUUGUAUUAAUAAAAUGAUAGUGAGUGUCAGACACCAUCUCUAAAUCAGAGGUCUGUUUCCCAGGUACGGACUUGUCAUAUCUUAGUUGAUUAUUACCAAAGGGAAAAGAAGUGCUUAUUUUUUUCUUUCAGUUCUAUGAUGUUCAUACUAUUUUCUCUUUUGUUUGUUUUUAUUUUACAUUGUCCCAUUUCAGGAGCAAUUAUGUUUGCCUCUCCACAUUUUAGAAGAGAAAGGUUUGAGCCAGGUUGCAGUGACGGUCCAGGCUCUCCUAGAACUUGCCCCACCCAAGCCACAGCAGCACCAGUUAUCUGCUGUUUAAGGACUCCCAGGACCUUGGCGUUGGCCUAGCCAAAACAAGGAACAGGACAACGUGAUUGCUGCUGCCCGAUGUCUGCUUAAACAAAGCUCUUAUGUGUUCUCAGAAGGGACUGUUUCCAUGAUUCCUGACAGGAAUAUUUUGCUUCAUUUCUCCAUUUUAGGGGAGGUUAUAUCCAUUUCCAUUGAAUUUUUUUAUGAAGACAUAGUUGGUUUUCUCAAAUGAAAUAUCUCUUAUUACUGAGACCCCAACACCAAAGCCUAAACUGGCUGUGCUUUCCCAGAGAGCAGGCUUAUUUCACAUAUCAAAAAGCAUAUCUUCUCAGGAAGAUACUUGGCUCUCUUGAAGGCACAACAUGUUAUUAUCAUUACCUGUUCUCAAGACAUCUACAGUGCACCGGUUUCUAAACUUGUUCAUUCAUUAGAAUCUCCCGGAGCAUUUGUUGAAAUACAGAUUUAGGCCAGGUGUGAUGGUUCACACCUGUAAUCAAUCCCAGCAGUUUACGAUGCUGAGGCAAGAGGAUCACUGGAG
This is a messenger RNA of Microcebus murinus (gray mouse lemur), 5939 nucleotides long. RefSeq names its product leucine rich repeats and calponin homology domain containing 3 (gene LRCH3). The record is from RefSeq and is a predicted model, not a curated record. Gene Ontology annotation, molecular function: protein binding. NCBI's taxonomy places the organism in Eukaryota, Metazoa, Chordata, Mammalia, Primates, Cheirogaleidae. Gene Ontology annotation, cellular component: cytoplasm.